UUACGUAUUUAUAUAUUGAGGGAUCAUCUCCAUGUACUCUCUCCUCCUCCUCAUAUGGCUGUGCUGCGCAAUUCGUUUACUGUUCCACCAUUCUCAGUCACAUUUCUCCUGCUUCUACAUCUCUUCUUUUCAGAUUCUGGAUUGAUCCGUGGAGUCUCAAGCGUGGGGAUCAACUAUGGCCAAGUAGCCAACAAUCUUCCCUCACCAGAUGAUGUCCUCACUCUCUUGAAAUCUCUCAAAAUCUCAAAAAUCAGGAUCUAUGACACCAACCCUGAGAUCUUGACCUCCUUUGCAAACUCCAACAUUGACAUCAUAGUAACUCUGGGAAAUCAACUUGUGGGGAAGGUUGUUGAUCCUCAGCAGGCCCUUGAUUGGGUCACUACCAACAUCAAACCAUACCUACCGGCAACCAACAUCAGUGGCAUCUCCAUUGGAAAUGAACCUUUCAACAGUGAUGACUCCCUUCUGAUGCUCAAUUUGGCCCCUGCCAUGGCCAGCAUCCAUGCUGCACUGGUUCAACUCGGCCUCGGUUCCUCCAUACAGGUCUCAUCUGCAAACUCCUUGGCAAUUCUCAGCAAUUCUUUUCCGCCUUCCGCGGCGGCGUUCCGCGAGGACCUUGUUGGUCUGAUCACACCCAUGCUGCAGUUCUUGGCCGACACAGGAUCACCAUUUUGGAUCAAUGCAUACCCUUACUUUGCUUACAAGAGCAACCCCACAAGUGUGUCUUUAAACUAUGUGCUCUUUGAGCCUGGUGAAGGAAUGGUUGAUCCCUAUACCAAUCUUCACUAUGACAAUAUGCUGUAUGCACAAGUAGAUGCUGUAAUCUUUGCCAUGGCCAGGGCAGGGUUCACCGGAGUUGAAGUCAGGGUCUCUGAGACCGGUUGGCCGUCGAAGGGCGACGCAGGCGAAUAUGGUGCAAGCCUAGAAAAUGCAGAGGCCUACAACAGGAAUUUGCUCAGAAGGCAGUUCGAGAAAGAGGGGACGCCUCUCAGGCCUGAACAGAGUUUGGAGGUGUAUCUGUUUGCGCUGUUCAAUGAGAACCUGAAGCCUGGACCGACGUCUGAGAGGAAUUAUGGGCUUUACAGACCUGAUGGAUCCAAGGCAUAUGAUGUGGGACUGAACUAGAUGUCUACAGCUACUCCCACUGUGUCUCUGACCUCUGUGGGCACCACGGUGAGUUCAUAUGCGUCUUCUUCCUUAUCUCAUCGCUCGAUUAUCAUGUAGAUAUAGGACUUAGAUUUGGUGGUUAUGCUACCCAUGCAUGAUUCGGAUUGUGGAAUAUGUAAAAAAGAAAGAACAUGCAAAUCCAAUGUCAGAUUAAAUUUUACAAGGACUUCACAAUUAACGG
This is a messenger RNA of Nymphaea colorata (pocket water lily), 1348 nucleotides long. RefSeq names its product glucan endo-1,3-beta-glucosidase 11-like. Lineage: Eukaryota; Viridiplantae; Streptophyta; Magnoliopsida; Nymphaeales; Nymphaeaceae. The record is from RefSeq and is a predicted model, not a curated record. The transcript has 2 exons. Gene Ontology annotation, cellular component: plasma membrane. Gene Ontology annotation, biological process: carbohydrate metabolic process. Bases 55 to 1125 code for a protein of 356 amino acids. Gene Ontology annotation, molecular function: hydrolase activity, hydrolyzing O-glycosyl compounds.